AUGCCACAGCCGGCGGAUCGUACUAGCACCGAACCACGGCUACUGCACGCGGCGGCGGAGCUGCGCGCACCGAUAGCGACGUGGACGCUGCCACACCUCUUUGCACGCACGGCGCAGUGCUACCCUCAGCACGUUGCGCUCAGCAUCGCCGCAUCGGUCGACUCGGACGCGGUUGCGUCAUUGACGUAUGCGCAGGCGCUUGCGAUGGCCACGCGCAUGGCCCACGUGCUCGACGGCUACCACUGCGCGUCGCCGUUUGUUGUUGGCGUCUGGCUCGACAAGAGCCUCGAGCUCACGCUCGCCAUCCUCGCAACGACCUUCGCGGGCGCCACGUGGCUCCCGUUCGACCCAGACGCGCCCGUCGAGCGCGUACGACUGUGUCUUGAGAACGCAAAGGCGGCCGUCCUUCUCAUGGACGAUCGCCACGCGGCCAUGGUGUCGCCAGUGGACAUUCCGGCGUCGUGCGUGUGCCUGCGCUACUCUGAGUUGGCGACGCAAGCAACACGUGCGCCGAUGUCAGCGCUGCCGCACCCGCCGACGCCAUCGACGCCAGCGUACUUUAUCUACACCAGCGGCACAACGGGCACACCAAAAGGUAUUUCCAUCUCGCACCGGGCCGCAACGCUCUUUGCCUACUCGGAGUCGUCGGUGCUCGGCCUGCACGCACACGAUAUUGUCUGGAACGGGUUCUCGCCCGCUUUCGACAUGUGGGUCGAGGAGACGUGGUGCGCCUUUGCGCGCGGCUGCGAGCUCGCGAUCGCUCUUCCCGGCCAGUGGAAGGACAUUGGUCGCCUCGUCGACGUUUGGGACCGGCGCCGCGUCAGCGUCAUCACGGCUGUACCAACGCUCAUGGCGAUGGUAUGCAGCGAAGCGUCGCUGCCACCGCUCGUUCGCCUCGUCAAUGUGGGUGGCGAAGCAUGUCCUGCCUCUCUUGUGACCAAGCUCCACCGAAAGGGCCUCAAAAUCUUCAACACGUACGGUCCGACGGAGACGACCGUCACGUGCACGUACACACCACUGGUGCCGCACCAGGUCGUCACCAUUGGCAAGCCGCUCCCGGGGUACCACGCAGCCUUGCUUGCGCUUCCAGAAGAAAACCAUUUGGAGGACGCGCCAACGCUCGAGCUGCUCGCGCUCAUUGAAGGCGCCACCGGUGAGCUCGCGAUCGGCGGGCCGUGCGUUGGCGACGGCUACGUCGGUCUGCCCGAGCUCACGCAGGAAAAGUUCAUUGCGCACCCACUGGACCCCAACGCGCGAUUGUACCGGACGGGCGACCUCGUCACGAUCAACGGCGCCGGCGACAUUGUGUUUCUCGGUCGCAUCGACACGCAGGUGAAAUACCGCGGCUAUCGCAUCGAGCUCGGCGAAAUUGAAGACAAGCUGAGCGGACUCGACGGCGUCGUCGCGGCCGCCGCGAUUCUGACCAAAGAUGAGCCGCAGCGCUUGGAAGCGUACGUGGUCUUGCGCGAUGCCAGCUGUGUGAGCAGCCUUCGAUCGCGCUUGAGCAGUCGUACGUCGCUCAUGGCCUACAUGAUUCCCGACGUAAUUGUGUCGCUCCAACCCGCCGAGAUGCCGCGGCUGCUCAGCGGCAAAAUUGACAAGAAGCAGCUUCAAGUGCUGUCGCGCCAACGCCGCGAGACCGAUACGGCCCCUGCGUCCACGGGUUCCUUUUCUACGUCGCUCGAGUUUGUGCUGCACGUGUGGCGCGCUGCCUUUCCCGAUGUCGCCGUCGACGCGGCCUCGGAUCUCUUUACGGACCUCGGCGCUCACUCGAUGCUCGUCGCGCAGCUCGUGAGUGCACUCCGAGGCAGCCAUCCGUCGCUGCUACUCAACCCGCUUGCGUCUGUCGGCCUCGUCGACCUCUACACGCUGCGGACGCCCGAGGCGAUCGCGGCUAAGUACCCAAUGACGAGCGCGGUGGCCGACGUUGUCUCGGACCGCCCCGCCUUUCGCGUCGUGCCGGCGUGGCGCCACGUGCUCUGCGGCCUCGCGCAGCUGCCGCUCUUGCUCGUGCUCUACUUCUUUUAUGCGCUGACGAUCUUGCUGCCGUUUGUCGUAUCCGACUACUACUUCGACACGACACAGCGCUUUGGUGUCUCGAUGCUGAGCCUCUACGCAGCGUACGCCCUCGCGCCGUGGAUCGUCCUGCUCUCGGUCUUUGUGGCCAAGUGGACGCUGCUGGGCCGCGUCGCACCUGGCACUUACCCAUUGUGGGGCACCUUCUAUGUGCGCUGGUGGUUUGUAAGCCGCCUCCUCAAGCUCGCGGACCUCCGGCUCCUUGGCGACACAUACUGGCUCGCGCUCUGGUACCGCUGUCUUGGCGCGCACAUUGGCCAGCACGUGCAUCUCGAUGUGGUCAACCUCGUUGCGUGCGACUUGCUCCACAUUGGUGACCACGCAACGCUUGGCAAGCAGGUGCUCUUGAGCGCCGAGUACGUCGACAAUGGCGUCUUGCACCUCGGGCCCAUUCGUAUCGGCGCCAACACCGUCAUCGGUACCUCCGUAACCCUUGAAGCCAACGUGCUCGUCGAAGACGGUGCGGUCGUCGAGAGCAUGGCCGGCGUCGUCACGGGGAUGGUCGUGCCGGCGCGGCAGGUCGUCGCUGGAUCGCCCGCGACCGUGGUCGGAGCCGCCGCCGACUGGACGCUCUCGGACAUCCCAUCGCCGGUUCGGUCUCUGGCGGUGCGCAGCGCGCAUUUGUUUGCGUUUGCUUUUCUCUUGCCCGCCAUGAACACGCUGCCAUUGGCGCCAGUUUUGUACCUCUUCAACGUCCCCCUCUUUCCCGACUCGACGCCAAUCGCAGCGCAGAUGCUCAGGCUCGCGGGGCUCGUCGGUGUCGGGUAUGUUGUGACCGUGACCACGCUCUUGGUCGCGACCAAGUGGCUGCUUCUCGGCAAGGUGCGUCCCGGCACGUACCACACGUACUCGUGGUUUGGCGUUCGCAGGUGGUUUGUCGAUGGCCUCAUGGACCUCUCGCUCGAUACGAUCCACACGCUCUAUGCGACCGUCUACUCGUCGCUGCUCUUGCGGCUGCUUGGCGCGACUGUCGGCGCGCGGACAGAGAUUUCGACUGCGCGCCGCAUGAACCCAGACCUCGUGCACCUUGGCCGCGAGUGCUUCAUCGCCGACAACGUUCUCCUCGGCGACGACGAGACACGCGGUUAUACGAUGACGCUGGCCGCGACGAUCGUGCACGACCGAGCGUUUGUUGGCAACGACGCGGUCGUUCCCCAAGGCUCGAGUCUACCCUCCGACUCGCUCGUUGGCGCCUUCUCGCUGCCGCUGCCUACGCUCCAAGCCGGCCAGAGCUGCUUUGGGCUUCCGCCGAUCCUCAUGCCGUCCCGCACGACGACUGAUGUGUUUGAUGCGACGCUCUUGUACCACCCGUCGCUGACGCGCCGCCUUGGCCGCCUCGUUGUCGAGACGCUCCGGGUGUGGUUCCCGCCGGCGCUCGUCUGUCUAGGUAUUGGCUCGUCGACGCAGCUCUUGCUGCAGCAGUAUCCUCUCUACACUGACGAUGGUGAGUCGCUGGACGUGGCGGCCAAUGUGCUCUGCCUUCUUGUGGCCUCGCCGUUUUACUACAUUGGCUGCAUCGUGCUGCCGGGCUUGACCAUCGUGCUAGCUCUCAAGUGGGGCGUCAUUGGCCGGUAUCAAUCGACGCUUCUCCCCAUGUACAGCUUUGGCGUCUGGUCGACCGAGUUCAUCACGGGCGUCCUCGAGCAUCUCAGUGUGUUUGUGCUUUUGCCGCUCGUCGGAACGCCGUUCCUGCCAUGGAUCUACCGCGCGUUCGGUGCAACCAUUGGCGCGCGCUGCUUUAUGGGCUCGAUCGACAUUCCCGAAUUUGACAUGCUCGUCGUUGGCGACGAUGUCGCGAUGAACGAGAGCAGCUUUCCGCAGACCCACUUGUUUGAAGACCGCGUCAUGAAGAUCGGCCGCACGACGCUCGGCCAUCGGUCGACCAUGCGCAUGUUCUCGACGCUCUUCCCCGACUCGUCCAUCGGCGACGACACGACGCUCGCGUGCAAUAGUGUCGUCAUGAAGGGCGAGCGGCUCUCGGGCGGCAACGUCUGGAUCGGCUUCCCCGUUUCGAUUGCGCCGCCGUCGCCGUCGCUCGUGACAGUUCUUGUCGACGAUGCGUACGAGAUGUCGGAUGGGAAAACGUCCAAAGCCGACGACCCGCUUUUGGAGGGAUGGGGACAAAGAUGUUGA
Saprolegnia parasitica CBS 223.65 is the source of this 4209-nucleotide messenger RNA. RefSeq lists its product as hypothetical. The transcript has 3 exons. The coding region runs from base 1 to 4209 and encodes 1402 amino acids. Gene Ontology annotation, biological process: amino acid activation for nonribosomal peptide biosynthetic process; secondary metabolite biosynthetic process. Gene Ontology annotation, cellular component: cytoplasm. The record is from RefSeq and is a predicted model, not a curated record. Gene Ontology annotation, molecular function: phosphopantetheine binding. NCBI's taxonomy places the organism in Eukaryota, Oomycota, Saprolegniomycetes, Saprolegniales, Saprolegniaceae.